GCCUCUAUUUUGCUACCACAGUCCUCAGUUAAUCGCUGUGAAACUCUAAAGCAAAGCUUUUAGUUUCAGUGGAGUGAGUCUAAUCCCUUUUGGAUGUGGCUCUCAGCAAUUCCAAUCCAGGGAUGACAAUGACUAUGACUUUAUCCUUUUAUAAUGCUAAGGGAAUUACUGUAACUCCAAGGGAUUCUCUUUUGCUUAAACCCAACCUAUUAUCAUCUCUUAGUUCCCUUGAUUCUUUCCAGUACAAUAGCAGCAAGAUCAGACUUCCUGUGAAUAUUAGAAUUCCAGCAAAGAAGUUUUGUCAAUAUGCAUUAACCAUCAGGAAUGAGGUGCCACAAAAUGCUGAUUUUCCUCGCCGUUAUUCGAGAAAAGAGAAGAAACCUUUCCCUGUACCCAUUGUAGAACUGCGACGAGCAGCUAGGGAGAGGAUAAAGAGGAUGAAAUAUGAGCCGAAAAAACCAAUGCCGCCGCCGAAGAAUGGGUUGCUGGUGAAGAACCUUAUACCAACUGCAUAUAAUGUGUAUAAUGCUAGGAUCACUCUGAUUAACAAUCUCAAGAAGUUGCUCAGAGUAGUGCCCGUUCAUGCUUGUGGGUGGUGCAGUGAAAUCCAUGUAGGACCUGUUGGACAUCCAUUCAAGUCAUGUAAAGGUUCAAACGCCAGCAUCCGCAAGGGCCUCCACGGAUGGACAAAUGCCCAUGUUGAAGACAUAUUAAUACCAAUUGAAGCCUAUCACCUCUAUGAUCGUCUUGGAAUGCGGAUUCCUCAUGAAAAGAGAUUCUCCAUCCCUCGAAUUCCAGCUGUGGUUGAGCUUUGCAUCCAAGCCGGUGUUGAAAUUCCGGAGUUUCCCACAAAAAGGAGAAGAAAGCCUAUAAUCCGUAUUGGGAGGAAGGAAUUCAUCGAUGCUGAUGAAAGUGAACUUCCAGAUAAAAUCGCAGAGGGCCCUCUAAAACCACUACUAGCUGAAAUACCUGAUUCAGAAAUAGUAGCUCCAUCGAACAAUGAAGAAGUAGUCCUUCUUGCUGAAGAAACACUCCAAGCAUGGGAAAGAAUGAGGCAAGGUACCAAGAGACUAAUGAGGAUGUAUAAUGUGAGGGUCUGUGGAUAUUGCCCUGAAAUUCAUGUUGGUCCCAAGGGGCACAAAGCUCAAAACUGCGGAGCCCAUAAACACCAGCAACGAAAUGGGCAGCAUGGUUGGCAGUCUGCAGUUCUUCAUGACUUGAUCCCACCAAGAUUUGUGUGGCAUGUUCCUGAUGUAAAUGGACCACCCCUGGAAAGAGAGCUCAGGGAUUUUUAUGGUCAGGCGCCUGCUGUAGUGGAAAUGUGCAUUCAGGCUGGUGCUGCUUUACCUGAACAAUAUAAAUCAACCAUGCGACUGGAUGUGGGGAUUCCAUCAACUAUGAAAGAAGCUGAAAUGGUAGUUUGAGAUCAAAUGCUGUUAUAAAUAAACCCCUUGUUUUGAUUAUAGUGUAAAACUGUAAAUUGUGUGCACUAUGUAGGAUUUCAAACUUAAUGCAAUGAGAUUUUUUUUUCCAGAA
Gastrolobium bilobum is the source of this 1536-nucleotide messenger RNA. RefSeq names its product APO protein 2, chloroplastic. Lineage: Eukaryota; Viridiplantae; Streptophyta; Magnoliopsida; Fabales; Fabaceae. Bases 123 to 1424 code for a protein of 433 amino acids. The record is from RefSeq and is a predicted model, not a curated record. The transcript has 4 exons. Gene Ontology annotation, molecular function: RNA binding.